UGAAAAAUGCAUUUAAAAAAUGACUAGGUUGAUUCGAGAAAGGCCAACGGGCUCUACAGUCUUGUUCCCAGAUUCUUCUUGUAUGAAACAACCACUUGAUUGGCUUUGGAUUCAUCUCCUACUGUUGGACGAAUAUUAGAGAUUAAAGCAGCAUUGGAUCAAGAAUCUGCUUUCAGCUAACCGAUAUGCAAGCCCAUCAAAGGCCAGAAUAUAAUAUUCUGCAAGAAGAUCCAAGGCCAAUGCCAGAUCUUCCCCAAGAACUCAUAGUUGACAUACUCACAAGGUUACCAGUCAAGUCCAUUUUGAGAUUCAGGUGUGUUUCAAAAUCAUGGCUUUGUUUAAUCGCAAGUCCUCAUUUCAUCAAAUCCCAUCUCACAAUAUCAACAAAAGUCAACAAUCAUGCCCGUCAUGGCCUUCUUUUAGCUCCCAUUGAUGCUCCUACUGAGCUUUACACCUGUUCUCUUUAUUCUGUUUUGUAUCAAAGAUCUCCUGUUAGUGCUGAAAAGGUUCAACUCCCCUUGCAAAGUAAAUAUCCUAGAUUAUCCUUUGUGGGAUGUUGCAAUGGUCUGGUUUGUUUAUCUGAAGGGUCUCAUGAUCUCAUUUUGUUCAAUCCAUCCACAAGAAAAUCCAAUGUUUUACCGAAUUCAGGCAUUGAUGUGGGUAAAUUUAAGCAUAUGACAUAUGGUUUUGGUUAUGAUGAAGUACAUGAUGAUUAUAAAUUAGUAGCAGUAGGCUAUUCUUGCCCCUAUGGGAUGAAUUGCCAGACUAUAGUCAAUGUCUACAGUUUAAGGACCAACUCUUGGAGAAAUAUUCAAGGCUAUGAAGGUGGAUUCAUUUCUUCUUGUUCAGGUGUGUUUGUUAACGGAGCUCUUCAUUGGCUAGUGGUUUCUGAGGAUGGUUCUAUUUCCUCUUGGCGAAUUGUUUCUCUGAAUCUGGCAACAGAGACCUAUGGAGAGAUAUUGCAGCCUAACUAUGAAAAGGGCAAUGUUGCUUUUACACCCGGGGUUUUAGAAGGAAAUCUUUGUGUCUUUUACAACCACUAUGAAGUGAAAUUCGAUGUAUGGGUGAUGAAGGAAUAUGGGCUGAAGGAAUCUUGGACUAAGUUGGCUUGUAUCCCUUACUCGGUGAAUUUCAAGGGUCGUGCUUCACCAUUGUUUGUCUCAGAAGCUGGGGAGAUCUUAUUGAAGCAUGAUUACUCUUUGAUGCUCUACAAUGGGAAAGAUGAUAUUUUUACAAACCGGGAUCUGCAAAUGCAAGGUGCUAACUAUCCAGGAGCAGCUGCUGUCUACAUUGAGAGCUUGGUAUCCCCUCACAUUGAUGAGGUUGGGCACAAAACUUGUGCACAGUGAAAGAAAGGUGAAAUUGUUCAAGGAUAACCUUAUCCAACCUAGAAUAUUACUUCUGUUAGACAUUGCUUUGAAAUAUUCUAGUUUGCGGAAGACUCCCCCAAUGAUGGACUAGGCAACCUCACAAAAGUCCUAGCCGCUAAAUGGCACAGAUCAGAAGAUGCUAUGAUUUUUGGUGUACAACAGUGCUUUUUCUUGAAUCUGUAUGAUAACCUAUUUUCUUUGAUGCUCUUCUCAGUCUUAUUGGCGUUU
Molecule: messenger RNA, 1598 nt
Organism: Coffea eugenioides
Lineage: Eukaryota; Viridiplantae; Streptophyta; Magnoliopsida; Gentianales; Rubiaceae
Product: F-box/kelch-repeat protein At3g23880-like
Exons: 1
Coding region: 186-1349 (387 amino acids)
Molecular function (GO): protein binding
Source: RefSeq, a predicted model, not a curated record